AUGGCAAGCGAACUUGUUGAUUUGUUCGAUGUUGAUAUUGGAAUAGUACUAUUUUCGCCUGCAAACACCCCUUUCUCAUUUUUCCACCCAACAAUUGAAGCAAUCAUUGAGCGUUUUUUGAAUCCCAAUUCACAAUUAAGUGAAAACACUCACCUAGAUGCAGAUCAAGCACGAAAUAAGGUGCAUCAACUCAACAAUCACCUAAAUGCUAUGGGGAAAAGGUUUGAGCAUGUAGAAGAAAUUGAAUAUGCUCAAACACUAGUUCAACUUAGUCAAAUCAAAGAAAAUGGCGAAAGAAGUAAUUGGAAAUCGAUUGACCAAUUAAAUGUAGAUGAAAUAACAACAUUUGAAGCAUGGUUAAGUACUACCGUCUCUAAAAUAAAUUAUCGUUUAGAGAAGUUGGAAAAUGAGGCUUUAUCUUUGAAAAAUGCACCUAGCACUUCAUAA
Solanum verrucosum is the source of this 447-nucleotide messenger RNA. RefSeq names its product agamous-like MADS-box protein AGL29. Gene Ontology annotation, molecular function: protein dimerization activity; DNA binding. The coding region runs from base 1 to 447 and encodes 148 amino acids. The record is from RefSeq and is a predicted model, not a curated record. The transcript has a single exon. NCBI's taxonomy places the organism in Eukaryota, Viridiplantae, Streptophyta, Magnoliopsida, Solanales, Solanaceae.